Hemibagrus wyckioides is the source of this 2955-nucleotide messenger RNA. RefSeq names its product leucine-rich repeats and WD repeat domain containing 1 (gene lrwd1). NCBI's taxonomy places the organism in Eukaryota, Metazoa, Chordata, Actinopteri, Siluriformes, Bagridae. Bases 167 to 2443 code for a protein of 758 amino acids. Gene Ontology annotation, biological process: establishment of protein localization to chromatin; chromatin organization. Gene Ontology annotation, molecular function: protein binding; chromatin binding. The transcript has 16 exons. Gene Ontology annotation, cellular component: nuclear origin of replication recognition complex. The record is from RefSeq and is a predicted model, not a curated record.
GUUUUCCCGGGAAAAGACGAAGUAAACCCCGGUGUGUUUCUAAAGCUCUGAAACUUGAUCAGACAAUGGCAGGAACAUUAAGCUGAAACUACGGUGCUAUUUAAGCAAGGGGGGGAAAAAAGGCACCAGUCCACAUUAUUGUGUUGUUCAUCUUUCACACAGCAUCAUGGAGAAGAUUACAGAGAAAAUACUGCUGGGGAAAGGCUCACCUAAAACAAACAAACUGGAGGAAAUUACCAGCAUAAAUCUCUCACGUAUGGGAUUAAAGAAACAAGAUCUCUCUGUAGCCUUGUUGAAUAAGCUCUCUGCGCUGGAGGAGUUAGAUCUUUCUGGAAACAUGCUGCAGAAGCUCCCAGCAGGACUGUCCCUUCCCCGUCUUCGUCUUCUGAAUUUCUCCAACAACGAUAUGGAGGACGUGACCUCGCUGGAGGUUCUGGCUGGCCUGGAGGAGCUGCGGCUGGAUGACAAUCUCUAUCUCACUGUCAGCGAUGAGCACAAAGUGAUGUUCCUCUUGCCCAAGCUGAAGAUCCUGAACGGGAAGGACAUCAGCGCGACAGCCAACCACAUUCGCUACGUGAACAGCGAGAUCCUUAUGAAGCGGGUGAUUGCAGUGUGGGAGAAGAGUUUCAGUCUCCCUGAUCCAGCAACUUCUCAAAGCUUGAAAGAGCUUAAGAAUAAAUUUGUAAAUGCGGCAUGCUUUCAAGUCAAAUAUGGCCCCAGCUCUUUGAACGACUACACUAAAUGGAGGGUUGAGGUGAUUGCAAAAGAAUAUUUCAAAUCGCUGACUGAUCCAGAAAAGGAGGAAGAAGACAUGACAGCAGAGACUCCUGUAAAAGAGAAUGGGUCUCCUCUGAAGAGAAAAAAUCAUGACACUGAUGAAAACUGCAAUACUGCAACCCCCCGAAAGAGAAGGGCGAUAAUCCAGGCAGCGGAACCAGAGGCUAGUCCACGCAAAUCAAGCCGGUUAACCAGCACAGCUUCGGUCGAAGCGAGUCCGAGAAAAUCCUCCCGGACACAGGGGACCCCACAGAAAUCUGACCCGAGCAUCUCAAGUCCAAAGUGCAUCAAAAUGAACACCCCCGAGGCAAAUCCGAGAAAGUCCAGUCGCCUCCAAAACACCCCAAAAAAAGUGACAGUGACGCCGGUGGUCAUGACGCCCACUGCGAAGGGAGCGAAGAAAAAUCUCAAAGUUCAGCUUGCGACUCCACAAGCAUGCAGCUCCAGCAAGACGGAAAACAGAGCAUCCUGGAAAGCAACUAAAUACCAAGUUCCCAAGGAGUCAGCCAGUCUGCAGCCUCUUCACGUCCUGCAGUGUCACAGUAAACAGGACAGUCCAGAUGACUUCAGCACCCAGCUGUGGGCCUGCGCCUUCCAGCCAACUGACGACAAAAGCAGUGCCUGGACACAAUCAGUAGCUACUUGUGGAGGAGAGACAGUGUGUGUGAUAGACUGCAAGUCUGGCCACGUGCUGAAGAAAUACAAGGUCCCUGGUGAGGAGUUCUUUACUCUGGCCUGGACCACGGUGUUAAUGGCACGCGAGGGCGGCUGUGCUCGAUCCUGCAGCAUCCUCGCCGCAGGAGGGAAGAGAGGCAUGGUGAAGCUCAUCCACCCCAGAGCUAAUCUGGCAUACGGCGAGUUCCGUGCCAGCCGUCGAGCCAUAUCCGUGCUACGCUUCAGCCCGUGCCAGACCAGCUUCCUGUUCAGUGGCGCAUAUGAUAACAAGAUCAUCAUGUGGGACAUUGGCGGGCUGGACCGAGACUACAACUUCAAAACCAGUCAGCUGAUUGUAAUGGAGACCUGCUCCACUCCUUUGCACAUCUGCCUGCCACCCGGGUCCCCAGACACACACCUCAUCUCUGGCUGCGACAACGGACUGUACAGCUUCGACAUCCAGCUCAGCAAGAACAUGCAGAAGAGGGCGGAGGAGAUGGAGAUUGUAUUUCCUGUGUACAAGAAGGGCAAUAAGGACAAUAAUUACCGCACUAUUGAUGGACUCAGCUUCCUUACAGAAGACAUAGUAGCAUCCAAGAGUCACAUGCAGGGCUCUAUCUACUUGUGGAGUUGGAGUGGUACGAGGGCGUUGUGCCAAGGGAGGAAAAAGGAGGUGUCUGCUGUGAUCCUGGCUGAACUGCAGUGGUCCAAUACAGACAUCCCAUACCUGUCUCUAAACACAUGCCCAGGCUUUGGCUACGUCGUGUGCGGAGAUGAGAAAGGCAGAUUGUGGACGUACCACAUCACGGACCUCGCAAAGGCCAACUUCAAGAGUGGAAAAGCAGUUCCUGCGACUGAGGUGCUGGAGUGGCCGUCUCCAGUGCGAAGUGGAUCAGGCCCAGUCGAGGGGCCGUCCAUUAACAGCGUUGCCAUGGAUCCCGAGCUUCGUUAUCUGGUUGCGUUAAGUGACAAGAACAUGGUGGUGGUUUGGAAACGAGAAUCUGCCUCAUGAAGCGAUCCAGUUUCAUUCUCCUUCUGUUUAUCAGGAAAUGCUUCUGAGCCACCAAAGCAAGAACAGAAGGAUCCAUUGCAGUUCUUGCACAGAACUAAAUGUAUUAGAUUUGUCCAGAUAAUGAGCAUUGAUGAGACAUAAGAAGAGAUUAAUUACUGCUGGACUGUCAUUAUGUGACCGAAAAGUAUUUUAUUCUGAAGGAUUUGUUGGGUUUGAUAUCAAUAAUUGAAAUCUUUUUUUCAUUUUUAAUCCUGUUUUAUUUUUGUUUUUAAUUACAAGUACUGUGUUUUGUUUGUAACAAAAAACAACUGUACAUAUGUAAUGAUAAAUUGUGUUUUCCUUCUGGGAAAUAAAAGAAAUGUUACGUGUGUGUUAGUAUCUAAGUGAGACUGCACAACAUUUUUUAUUAUAACAUUAUACCACAUACACGCUUACAGAUGUAUUCAUUACUAUGUAAUUUUCCCAGUGAUGAAUGUGACGUAUGUUUCCGUAUGAUCAUCUUUAUUCCUUAU